This is a messenger RNA of Trypanosoma conorhini, 573 nucleotides long. RefSeq lists its product as uncharacterized. The record is from RefSeq and is a predicted model, not a curated record. The transcript has a single exon. The coding region runs from base 1 to 573 and encodes 190 amino acids. Lineage: Eukaryota; Euglenozoa; Kinetoplastea; Trypanosomatida; Trypanosomatidae.
AUGCGUUUUGUGCCGGGCAGGAGGGAGGGCGGAGGCGCACGAAGUUCCACGGAGGCGAGGGAGCCGCGCUUUGAGGUGCUCGAGGGCUCCAGCUUCACGCAGGCGGGAGGUAACAGCGGCGCGUCCGCGUCUGCAGGGCGUUCAGGGCUGCUGGUGCAGCCACAGCACCUCGAGGCUGCAGCGUCCAUGAACGACUCUGGCGUCAAUAGGCUUCACGGUGCCUCUCCCCCGCCCGCGUUCGCUUCCGCCCUCAGCGUGUCGUCGCCGCAGGCCUCCUCCUCCCCCUCCUCCUCCUCGCAGCAGGUGGCGCAGCUGUGGCGACUCGUGCAGGACCUCACCGCCGAAAACGCCGUCCUGCAGCAGCGGGUGCGGGUGCUAAUGGAGGGCGAAACCCGCGACGGCGCGCUGCCCGGCCUCCUCACUGCCCCCGCCUCCCCCGAGGAGACGGAGGCGCUGCUGCUGCGCGUGCGACGCCUGGAGGCGGCGCUGAAGGUGGAGGCGAUGGAGCGCGAGGCGCUGGAGGUGCGGCUGCAGGCCCAAGAGCAGGUCCUGACGCGCCUGAUACGGCGCUGA